Cajanus cajan (pigeon pea) is the source of this 1228-nucleotide messenger RNA. The record is from RefSeq and is a predicted model, not a curated record. Lineage: Eukaryota; Viridiplantae; Streptophyta; Magnoliopsida; Fabales; Fabaceae.
AUACUUUGUUGUAAAAGAGUUUUGACAUGACGAUCCACGAAAUAAGUAUAUUAAUUAUGUUAUUUGUGAUUGUUGGGAGUGAAAGAGCAGGGUGCUUGAAGUUGUUACUCUGAUUGCGAAGAAGGGAAGAAGGAAAUGGGUGACAAUGAUUCGUUCUCCGAAUUCCUGGCUUCUGCAAUCGACGCCGCUCGCAAGGCUGGCGAGAUUAUUCGGAAAGGUUUCUAUGAGACGAAGCAAGUGCAACACAAAGGACAGGUUUCCAUUCUCAACUGUAAGUAAACAACCACUAAAGAGUAAAGACAUAAUUAUUUAUUGGAAUGCACAGGUUGAUUUGGUCACUGAAACUGAUAAAGCAUGUGAAGACCUCAUAUUUAAUCAUCUCAAGCAACUUUACCCCUCUCACAAGUUCAUUGGGGAAGAAACCACAGCUGCUGGUGCCAAUGCACAACUUACGGAUGAACCCACAUGGAUAGUUGAUCCUCUCGAUGGAACUACUAAUUUUGUGCAUGGGUUCCCUUUUGUUUGUGUCUCCAUCGGUCUCACAAUUGGAAAAAUUCCUACAGUUGGCGUUGUUUACAAUCCAAUAAUUAAUGAGCUUUUCACUGGAAUUCGUGGGAAAGGUGCUUUUCUGAAUGGGAACCCUAUAAAAGUAUCGUCACAAACUGAACUAAUGAGUGCUCUUCUUGUAACUGAGGUGGGAACAAAACGUGACAAAUCAACAUUAGAUGCCUGCACAAACAGGAUUAAUAGCUUGCUUUUCAAGGUGAGAUCUCUUAGAAUGACUGGCUCCUGUGCUUUAAACCUUUGCGGAAUUGCAUGUGGAAGGCUGGAUGUAUGCUUUGAACUAGGCUUUGGAGGUCCUUGGGAUGUGGCAGGCGGUGCUGUCAUUGUUAGAGAAGCUGGAGGUGUUAUAUUUGAUCCGUCGGGUGCAGAUUUUGACAUCACAUCCCAGCGAGUAGCAGCUUCCAACCCUUUCCUGAAGGAUGCCCUUCUUGAUGUUCUGCGCCAAACCGUGUAAGAAACCUGCUAUUAAUCGAUGACAAGGAGAAAUUGAAUCAGCCUUUGUGUGGGGUGCAUGAUUUCAAUUAUUUUUCUAAUUCUCUUGUCACCUAUCCGAAAUAUUAGUAUUCUAUUCUCUAAUUUUUAUUUUCUUUUCAAAAGGUUCACAUAGUUAACAAUGCAACUUGCUUUAAAAUAAUUCCAUGGCGUAGCCAAGAAACUUUCAACA